Messenger RNA from Rhea pennata, 756 nucleotides. RefSeq names its product izumo sperm-oocyte fusion 1 (gene IZUMO1). Bases 1 to 756 code for a protein of 251 amino acids. Gene Ontology annotation, cellular component: acrosomal membrane; plasma membrane. Lineage: Eukaryota; Metazoa; Chordata; Aves; Rheiformes; Rheidae. Gene Ontology annotation, biological process: fusion of sperm to egg plasma membrane involved in single fertilization; sperm-egg recognition; heterotypic cell-cell adhesion. The record is from RefSeq and is a predicted model, not a curated record. Gene Ontology annotation, molecular function: protein binding involved in heterotypic cell-cell adhesion; signaling receptor binding. The transcript has 8 exons.
AUGCGGGCGCUGGCGGCGGUGCUGGCGCUGGCGGCGGCGGCCGGCGGGUGCCUGCUCUGCGAGCCGGGGGCGGCGCGGGCCCUGGGCGCCCUGGCCGGGCCCUACCUGGAGCGGGCGCUGCCGCGGCAGCCCGAGCUGCGGGCCCGCGUGGCCGCCCUGCUGCGCCGCGGCCUGCGCGGCCUCGCCACCCUGCCCCGGCACCCCGACACCUUCAUGGGCGUCAUCGACGAGAACACGCUGCUCGAAGCCUCCACCCACUUCCGCCGGACCGUGGGACGCGUCAUGGAGCAAAACUACCAAGACGAGCGGGUCUUCAACGAGCUCUACUGGGCGCUGCAGGAGGUCAAGGACCACUUCGAGCAGCUCAUGCGGCGCUUCCAGAGCGAAGUGUUUUGCCCCAAUAGCUGUGGGCGCAUGGAGCAGGUCUGGAUCGACUGCUGGUCCUGCAACGCCUCCCUCUACUCCUGCACCCGGGGGUUGCUCUGCGGCGAGCGGCGGCUCUCGGUGGCGGAGGACGAGGAGCUGAUCCUGGACUGCAGCCUGGGCUGGCACCGGGCCGCCCACGGCACCAAGACCUAUGUCUUCUACCGGGCGGCGCCGCCGGGGGAGCAGCGGCUCGUGGCCGGCCCGGACCCCUUCCUGGUGCGGAAGCAGGUGACGGGCAACGACUCGGGCCGCUACCGCUGCGAGAUGCGCAACCCGCGCGGCGAGCUCUGCUCCGAGCUCCGCUUCGCCGUCACAGCCACGCCCACAUGA